Messenger RNA from Otolemur garnettii (small-eared galago), 1922 nucleotides. It is a transcript of the gene MMP13, whose product is annotated as matrix metallopeptidase 13. Gene Ontology annotation, cellular component: extracellular matrix. Gene Ontology annotation, biological process: extracellular matrix organization; collagen catabolic process; proteolysis. Lineage: Eukaryota; Metazoa; Chordata; Mammalia; Primates; Galagidae. The transcript is spliced from 10 exons. The coding region runs from base 13 to 1425 and encodes 470 amino acids. The record is from RefSeq and is a predicted model, not a curated record. Gene Ontology annotation, molecular function: zinc ion binding; metalloendopeptidase activity.
CAGCCGUUCAGGAUGCUCCCAAGGGUCCUGCUUGCCUUCCUCUUCCUGAGCUGGACUCCUUGUCGGGCCCUACCCCUUCCUAAUGGUGAUGAUGAUGAUUUGUCCGAAGAAGACCUCCAGUUUGCAGAGCACUACCUGAAAUCAUACUACCACCCUCUGAAUCUUGCGGGAAUCCUGAAGAAGACUUCAGCCAGUUCCAUGAUUGACAGGCUUCGAGAAAUGCAGUCUUUUUUUGGCUUAGAAGUGACCGGUAAACUUGACGAUAAUACCUUAGAUGUCAUGAAAAAGCCAAGAUGCGGGGUCCCUGAUGUCGGGGAAUACAAUGUUUUCCCUCGAACUCUCAAAUGGACCAAAACAAAUUUAACCUACAGAAUUGUGAACUACACCCCUGACAUGACUCAUUCUGAAGUUGAAAAGGCAUUUAAAAAAGCCUUCAAGGUGUGGGCUGAUGUGACACCUCUAAAUUUUACCAGACUUCACGAUGGCACUGCUGAUAUCAUGAUCUCUUUUGGAACUAAAGAGCAUGGUGACUUCUAUCCGUUUGAUGGACCCUCUGGUCUCCUGGCUCACGCUUUUCCUCCUGGACCAAAUUAUGGAGGAGAUGCCCAUUUUGAUGAUGAUGAAACCUGGACAAGUAGUUCCAAAGGCUACAACUUGUUUCUCGUUGCUGCCCAUGAGUUUGGCCACUCCUUAGGUCUCGAUCACUCCAAGGACCCCGGAGCACUCAUGUUCCCCAUCUACACCUACACUGGCAAAAGCCACUUCGUGCUGCCUGAGGAUGAUGUUCAGGGGAUCCAGUCUCUCUACGGUCCAGGAGAUGAAGACCCCAACCCUAAACAUCCCAAAACACCAGACAAAUGUGACCCAUCCUUAUCCCUUGAUGCCAUUACCAAUCUCCGAGGAGAAACCAUUAUCUUUAAAGACAGAUUCUUUUGGCGCCUGCAUCCUCAGCAAGUUGAUGCGGAACUAUUUUUAACAAAAUCGUUUUGGCUGGAACUCCCCAACCGUAUUGACGCUGCAUACGAGCAUCCAUCUCACGACCUGGUCUUCAUCUUCAGAGGUAGAAAAUUUUGGGCUCUUAAUGGUUAUGACAUUAUGGAAGGUUAUCCAAAAAAAAUAUCUGAGCUGGGAUUUCCAAAAGAGGUGAAGAAGAUCAGUGCAGCCGUUCACUUUGAGGAUAGAGGCAAGACUCUGUUCUUCUCAGGAAACCAGGUCUGGAGCUAUGAUGAUACUAAUCAUAUUAUGGAUAAAGACUAUCCCAGACUAAUAGAAGAAGACUUCCCAGGCAUCGGUGACAAAGUAGAUGCCGUCUACGAGAAAAACGGUUACAUCUAUUUUUUCAAUGGACCCAUCCAGUUUGAAUACAGCAUCUGGAGUAACCGUAUUGUUCGAGUCAUGCCAACCAAUGCCCUAUUGUGGUGUUAAGUGUCUUUUACAAAUUAUUAUUUAAAUCCUAAAGAGCAUUUGGGAGGACACUUCCAGAAGUGCGGGAGCAGGGGGAGGAGAGACCCCAGGGGAAAGCUUAGUUCUGUGAACAAGCUUCAGUAAGUUAUCUCUGACUGUGUAUUAUUGUAUGACUAUGCGUGGCUGGAACCACACUGAAGAACUUUAAAACAAUGAAAUUGAGGCUCUCCAAGCACUUCUAGAGAAGCUAUGGUGCGAGUCCCUACACCAAAACUCAGACACACGGUCAGUGAGAGUCAGCAUACUUUUAAAAUAUUUAUAGAGAAACUUUACAAAGGCAUAAAAGAAAUCACAUUUAUAUACGUGAUGAAUCAUACUUAUGCAAAAGUAUAAAAUGAUAUGAAAAUGGAAUUUGGGGGGAGCCUGUAUAUGGCUAUAAGGUAGCCAUAUAUAAAAUAGAUACAUGAGAGGGAAAUGUCUGUAAUAAAUAGAUUUCAAAGGAAUUGUUUGUGUUUUGC